AUGGCCUAUCUUUUAUUGUACGUGGAUGAUAUCAUCAUUACUGCUUCCAAUAAUACUUUCUUGCGGUCCAUCAUUGCAACACUCUCACGAGAAUUCGCAAUGUCCGACCUUGGCCCUUUACAUCAUUUCUUGGGGAUCUCGGCUUCACGUGAUAAACAUGGGAUUUUCCUACACCAAUCAACUUAUGCUCGGGAAAUACUUCAGCGCGCAUCAAUGUCUAAUUGCAAACCUUGCAGUACUCCAGUUGACAUGUCAGCGAAGUUGAGUGCUUCAGAUGGUGAUCUUUUGUCUGACGGUACCCUAUAUCGGAGUUUGGCAGGUGCUCUCCAAGGCACUUUAGACUAUGGUCUACGACUUACAGUCUCCCCUAACUCAUCUCUUACGGCUUACUCUGACGCCGAUUGGGGAGGAUGUCCUGACUCACGACGGUCAACAUCUGGUUAUUGCGUUUAUCUUGGUGACAAUCUUAUUUCAUGGUCAUCUAAGAGGCAGUCUACUAUUUCUCGCUCGAGUGCCGAAGCAGAAUAUAGGGGCGUUGCUAAUUCCGUUGCCGAAACAACGUGGCUCCGAAAUUUACUCUUAGAACUUCAUGUUCCGAUCAACCGAGCCACAGUUGUGUAUUGUGAUAAUGUAUCCGCAGUUUAUUUAACUAGAAAACCUAGUUCAACAUCAAAGGACUAA
This is a messenger RNA of Lactuca sativa (garden lettuce), 681 nucleotides long. The record is from RefSeq and is a predicted model, not a curated record. Lineage: Eukaryota; Viridiplantae; Streptophyta; Magnoliopsida; Asterales; Asteraceae.